CUGAAGCAGAUAAACUUGAAUUCUGAUAGAACGACAACAAUGAUGGAAUAUAAUAAUCACUUUGAGAAAGCAUUGGACUUUAUUAACACGUACCAAGAGUUGAUAGACUGCCACUUGGUGGACUUUAUCAUUGACGAAUUAUGGGACAAGUGCUUACCGGAGAAACUCAAAUUAGAGCUUGAGAGUAUUGAUAUGAGCGACGAUAUUUGGACGGAGGACGACGCAGGUCCGGAAUUGAGUAGCCUCGUACAAUUAACGCGAUCACUUUCUCUAGAGUCGUGUCCAGCGGUCGUGCGCACGGAUGAUUUGCCAAAACUGUUGCCGCGAUAUUUCGGCGAGGAGCAAUCAAACAAGUUUCUCUGUCCAAAGUCUGAGUUGAUGAACAGCAAAAAGUCAUACGAGAUCGAAGCUCUGGGAAGAAUCCUUGCCGAAAUGGCACUUUCCACACGCAGUUUAGUCAUAGAUGCUGGAGCCGGAAAGGCAUACUUGUCAACAUAUUUAUCGGAGCAUUUCGAUAUCCCUGUAUUAGCAGUUGACUCAUCGCAGGUUUGCCACAAGGGCGCGAUAGAUCGUCAAGAAAAGAUUCAAAAAACGAAGCAAUCGCUGGAGAAGGUUCGAUACGUAGUUUACGAAUUAGAUGAUAUGACCAAUUAUAAUAAAAUGGUGAACGCAAAUUAUCCCAGUUGGAUUUUGAAGAGGAAUCUCAUUUUGACAGGAUUGCAUACUUGCGGAAUGCUUGUGCAUUCUGUAAUUAAAGCCUUCUUACGUACGAAGGACAUGAAUCUACUCUUUGUAGUUCCUUGCUGUUACCAUUUGGCAAAUGAAUCGUUGAGUGGACGUUUGAAUUUCUCGAAAAACGCCAGAAUGUUGGCCCAACAAUCCGUUGAAAGGAGUAAACGCGAUAAACGUCUUUCUCCUUCGUUAUUUUACAGAGCUGUGCUGCAAGUUGUGUUACAUUCUAUGGGACAUUACAAUGCUAAGGUAGGCCGUGGCGGACCAUUGAAUAAUUUUCCAGAUUAUGCAAAGUGGGCCUUAUCCAAGAUUCGAGUAGAUAAUAAAAUGAUACCACCUGCUGGUGUGUUGCAGAAAAUAUAUCAAAAUCACUUGCAUCUAGAACCAAAGUUCCGGCUCUUCCAAAUGUUAAGAAUAUACACAAGUUCAGUGAUAGAAGCGGCGAUUACGUUAGACAAAAUAAUAUUUCUGCAAAAUAAUACCCAGUGUUCCAAGGUUGCUGUAGUACGCUUAUUUGAUCCAACACUUUCUCCCAGAUGUUAUGCGAUAAUAGCAACGAAAUAAAUAUGAGAAUAUAUUAAAGGGAGCAAAGUCGGAGGUAAAAAUAAGAUAAUACAAUAUAAAAAAAUAUUUAGUUAAAUUAAUGUAAUAAUGUUGAUUCUCGAUAUAAUUCAAAUAUUAAAUACAAGAUACACGGUGUACACGUAAGUUUUCUGAUUUCCUUUUGGAGAAAAUUAUUCAUGAAUUUUAUAGUAAAAUAUGACAAAGAUAUAA
Ooceraea biroi (clonal raider ant) is the source of this 1506-nucleotide messenger RNA. RefSeq names its product methyltransferase-like protein 25. Lineage: Eukaryota; Metazoa; Arthropoda; Insecta; Hymenoptera; Formicidae. The record is from RefSeq and is a predicted model, not a curated record.